UCCCCGAGCGGCGUGCGGGCUUGGAAGGGAGGGUCAGAGGUCGCCGGGCCAGAAUGUGUUCCCGUGUUGCUAUGUAGUGUAGAGGCGCGUUCUCUCCUGGAAGGUUCUUGAGUUCAAUUAGGACAGUGGCUGCGGAAUCCCUGGUCUCCGGCCUGAGUUGCCCGCUGGCCGAGCGGAGGCGCCGAGGGCGCUGCCAUGUUUGGCUGCCUGGUGGCGGGGAGGCUGGUGCAAACAGCUGCACAGCAAGUGGCAGAGGAUAAAUUUGUUUUUGACUUGCCUGAUUAUGAAAAUAUCAACCAUGUCGUGGUUUUUAUGCUGGGAACAAUCCCAUUUCCUGAGGGGAUGGGAGGCUCUGUCUACUUUUCCUAUCCUGACUCAAAUGGGGUGCCAGUGUGGCAGCUCCUAGGAUUUGUCACGAAUGGGAAGCCAAGUGCCAUCUUCAAAAUAUCAGGUCUUAAAUCUGGAGAAGGAAGCCAGCACCCAUUUGGAGCCAUGAAUAUUGUGCGAACCCCGUCAGUUGCUCAGAUUGGCAUUUCGGUGGAAUUGUUGGACAGUCUGGCUCAGCAGACUCCUGUAGGCAGUGCUGCUGUGUCCUCUGUGGACUCAUUUACGCAGUUCACACAGAAGAUGUUGGACAACUUCUACAAUUUUGCUUCAUCAUUUGCUCUCUCUCAGGCUCAGAUGACACCAAAUCCAUCUGAAAUGUUCAUCCCAGCAAAUGUGGUUCUGAAAUGGUAUGAAAACUUUCAAAGACGAUUAGCACAGAACCCUCUCUUUUGGAAAACAUAAUUUGAAUAAAAUAAUUUGUCAUGUCCUGUAAAAGCACGAAGUCAAAGGGUCAUGAAGCCUACCUUUCAAAACUGCUUAGCGACUAUGAAACUUACUUAAAACCCUUAUAAAAAUUAGAAACACCGAACAAGGAAAAUGUUCAGUAUUAAUUACCUUUUCCCUUAUAAGUAUGAAAUACUUCUUGGAGACAAACAUUUUGUAUUGGCUAUCAUUUAUUUCUUAAAAUAAAUCCUACUUACAGUAGUAGUAUUUGAAAUAA
This is a messenger RNA of Meriones unguiculatus (Mongolian gerbil), 1048 nucleotides long. It is a transcript of the gene Hikeshi, whose product is annotated as heat shock protein nuclear import factor hikeshi. The transcript is spliced from 5 exons. NCBI's taxonomy places the organism in Eukaryota, Metazoa, Chordata, Mammalia, Rodentia, Muridae. The record is from RefSeq and is a predicted model, not a curated record. Gene Ontology annotation, biological process: protein import into nucleus. Gene Ontology annotation, molecular function: Hsp70 protein binding; nuclear import signal receptor activity. Gene Ontology annotation, cellular component: cytosol; nucleus. Bases 196 to 789 code for a protein of 197 amino acids.